GGCGCCGGCGCAGCAAACCUGUUUUGGGAGCUUUUCCAGCCAUGGUGGAGGUCAAGUUGCUUUCCAAGUGUGGCAUCGAGGAUGACAUGGUACUUUCCAUCCGCGCCGGCACAGUGCGAAGGCAGGCGCAGAUUGCCAGCAGUCGUCCGUUUCGAUUUCCCAAGAUCACCAUGGAGGAGAACCCGCUCAAGAUCGACAUUCUCAAGCAGGUGGGCACGGCCUAUCUCGUGAUGAAGCCCGGAGAAGAUCAGUACAAAGUUACCUUCAAAGGUGAGUUGACCGCGGACAUCGAGGUGGAGCUUAGCAAGAUGGACGCAGAAGCGCCCAAGCCGGAGCCGGAAACGGAGGAGAAGAAGCAAGAGGCCAGCGCCAGCGCAAAGGAUGCUAAGGAGUACCUCGAGAAUCACCAGGUCCUGCAGUUUGUGCAGGCGGUGCUUCAGACGGUCAUCAAAGAGAGGCCUGCGGACCCCUACGAGUACAUGGCCAGGCAUUUCAUGAACGGCUACAGCUCUGAGGAGGCAAUCAAAGUGCAUGCCAAGAAGGCGCAAUCCGCCAUCUCGCAGCCUUCUGCACCAGAGCCAGUGGCUGCUGAGGAAAAGAAAGGGGAGGUUGCGGCAGCGGAGCCCGCCAAGGAGACCCCAGCCGCAGCCGCGGAGCCUGCACUGGAGACCCCAGCUGCAGCUGCUGCAGAGCCUGCCGCUGAGGCAGCUGCACCAGCACCUGAGCCAGCGGCCGCUGAGGAGGAUCCUGAUUGGAUGAAGGUGCUCAACGAGGCCCCAGCUGCCGCAGAGUCUGCUGCCGAGGCUGCAGCUGCGGAGCCUGCCAAGGAGACUCCAGCUGCAGAGGCAGCUGCCGCGGAGCCUGCUGCUGAGGCUGCGGCACCUGCACCCCCUGCUGAGGAGAAGAAGGAGGAGGCUGCAGCGGCGGAGCCUGCCAAGGAGACCCCAGCAGCUGUCGCAGAGCCUGCUGCCGAGGCGGCACCUGCACCCCCUGCUGAGGAGAAGAAGGAGGAGGCUGCAGCAGCGAAGCCUGCCAAGGAGACCCCUGCCGCAGAGGCAGCUGCGGCGGAGCCUGCUGCCGAGGCUGCGGCACCUGCACCCCCUGCUGAGGAGAAGAAGGAGGAGGCUGCAGCGGCGGAGCCUGCCAAGGAGGCCCCAGCCGCAGAGGCAGCUGAGCCUGCUGCCGAGGCUGCAGCACCUGCACCCGAGCCGGUGGCCGCUGAGGAGAAGAAAGAGGAGGCUGCAGCAGCGGAGCCUGCCAAGGAGACCCCCGCCGCAGAGGCAGCCGCAGAGCCUGCCGCCGAGGCAGCACCUGCACCUGAGCCGGCGGCUGCAGAAGAAAAGAAGGGGGAGGCUGCAGCUGUGGAGCCUGCAGCUGUGGAGCCUGCCGCUGAGGCUGCGGCACCUGCACCUGAGCCCGCGGCCGCAGAGGAGGAUCCUGAUUGGAUGAAGGUGCUCAACGAGGCCCCAGCUGCCGCAGAGUCUGCUGCCGAGGCUGCAGCUGCGGAGCCUGCCAAGGAGACUCCAGCUGCAGAGGCAGCUGCCGCGGAGCCUGCUGCCGAGGCUGCGGCACCUACACCCGAGCCGCCAGCUGCGGUGCCUGCCACAGAGCCUGCUGCCGAGGCUGCACCUGCACCUGAGCCGGCGGCCGCCGAGGAGAAAAAGGAGGAGGUUGCAGCUGCGGAGCCUGCCAAGGAGACCCCAGCCGCAGAGGCAGCUGCCGCGGAGCCUGCUGCCGAGGCUGCAGCAGCAGAGCCUUCCCAGACGCCAGCUGCAGAGGCAGCUGCUGCUGCCGAGGCUGCGGCACCUGCACCCCCUGCUGAGGAGAAGAAGGAGGAGGCUGCAGCUGCGGAGCCUGCCAAGGAGACCCCAGCCGCAGAGGCAGCUGUCGUGGAGCCUGCUGCCGAGGUUGCAGCUGCGGAGCCUGCCAAGGAGACCCCCGCCACAGAGGCGGCUGCCGCGGAGCCUCCUGCCGAGGCUGCAGCAGCGGAGCCCGCCAAGGAGACCCCAGCUGCAGAGGCAGCUGCCGCGGAGCCUGCUGCCGAGGCUGCAGCAGCGGAGCCCGCCAAGGAGACCCCAGCUGCAGAGGCAGCUGCGCCUGCUGCCGAGGCUGCGGUACCUGCACCCCCUGCUGAGGAGAAGAAGGAGGAGGCUGCAGCUGCGGAGCCUGCCAAGGAGACUCCAGCUGCAGAGGCAGUUGCCACAGAGCCUGCUGCCGAGGCUGCAGCACCUGCACCUGAGCCCGUGGAGGAGAAGAAAGAGGAGGCUUCAGCACCUGCUCCCGAGCCGGCGGCUACCGAGGACAAGAAAGAGGAGGCUGUAGCUGCGGAGCCUGCGAAGGAGACUCCAGCCGUAGAGGAAGCUGCCGCGCAGCCUGCUGCCGAGGCUGCAGCUGCGGAGCCUGCCAAGGAGACUCCAGCCGCAGAGGCAGCUGCCGCGGAGCCCGCUGCCGAGGCUGCAGCACCUGCACCUGAGCCGGCGGCUGCUGAGGAGAAGAAGGAGGAGUCUGCAGCCGCGGAGCCUGCCAAGGAGACCCCAGCCGCAGAGGCAGCUGCCGCCGAGCCUGCGGCUGAGGCUGCUGCACCUGCACCUGAGCCGCCGGUUGCCGAGGAGAAGAAGGCGGAGGUUGCAGCUGCGGAGCCUGCCAAGGAGACCCCAGCCGCAGAGGCAGCUGCCACAGAGCCUGCUGCCGAAAAUGCAGCUGCGGAGCCUGCUAAGGAGACUCCAGCCGCAGAGGCAGCUGCCACCGAGCCUGUUGCUGAGGCUGCAGCAGCACCUGCACCUGUGGAGCCUGCCAAGGAGACCGCAGCCGCAGAGGCAGCUGCCGCGGAGCCUGCUGCCGAGGCUGCAGCACCUGCACCUGAGCCGGCGGCCGCCGAGGAGAAGAAGGAGGAAGUUGCAGCUGCGGAGCCUGCCAAAGAGACCCCAGCCACAGAGGCAGCUGCCACGGAGCCUGCUGCCGAGGCUGCAGCACCUGCACCUGAGCCGGCGGCUGCUGAGGAGAAGAAAGAGGAGGCUGCAGCUGCAGAGUCUGCUAAGGAGACUCCAGCCGCAGAGGCAGCUGCCACGGAGCCUGCUGCUGAGGCUGCAGCACCUGCACCUGAGUCGGCGGCUGUCGAGGAGAAGAAGGAGGAGGUUGCAGCUUCGGAGCCCGCCAAGGCGACCCCAGCCGCAGAGGCAGCUGCCCCCCAGCCUGCUGAGGCAGCUGCAGAGCCUGCCAAGGAGACUCCAGCUGCAGAGGCAGCUCCUGCUGCCGAAGCGAAGGCGGAGGAAGCAGCACCUGCGUGAGAGCUGAUCUGAUUUUGUUGCAGCAUAGUUUUCCAUGUAGCUUGCACGUUUAGAAACGGUUCACCUUGUAGCAACAAGAUGCUGUAGUGGAACUUUCAGUUCAACCUUAGGAUGAGGCCAGUUGCAUGCAGUCAAAAUGACUGGCUUGCCUUUGGCUCCGCUCCGAUCGCCUUGGCGCCUUGGCUUCACUUGGCAGCCUCCUCUUCGGCUUUGUUUCGUCUGCCGAAGGGCAUGUUUCCCCCGGUAGACACCUG
Effrenium voratum is the source of this 3541-nucleotide messenger RNA. The record is from the annotation of a GenBank genome assembly. Lineage: Eukaryota; Dinophyceae; Suessiales; Symbiodiniaceae.